This is a messenger RNA of Drosophila serrata, 2184 nucleotides long. It is a transcript of the gene Non1, whose product is annotated as nucleolar GTP-binding protein 1. The record is from RefSeq and is a predicted model, not a curated record. Gene Ontology annotation, molecular function: GTP binding. NCBI's taxonomy places the organism in Eukaryota, Metazoa, Arthropoda, Insecta, Diptera, Drosophilidae.
AACGUUUCCCUUUUUUCCACCUCUAAAGCAGACCGCGUGUUUUUGCUGUGGAUUCUCUCUUUAUUUUCUUUUCAUCGCGUGGAAAAUAAAGAAAUCCUGCAAAGAUGAGUCUGUACAACUUCAAGAAAAUCAUGGUGGUUCCGCCGGCCAAGGACUUUAUCGACAUUAUGCUGUCGAAGACACAGCGUAAGACCCCGACAGUCGUCCACAAAGGCUACAAGAUAUCCCGAAUCCGGGCGUUCUACACCAGGAAGGUCAAGUACACUCAGCAGAACUUCCACGACCGUUUGUCGCAGAUCAUUCAGGAUUUCCCCAAGCUGGACGAUGUGCAUCCCUUCUACGCGGAUCUGAUGAACGUGCUGUACGACAAGGAUCAUUACAAGCUGGCGCUGGGUCAGCUGAAUACAGCCAGGCAUUUGGUGGACAACGUGGCCAAGGACUAUGUGCGUCUGCUGAAGUACGGCGACUCUCUGUACCGUUGCAAGCAGCUGAAGAAGGCUGCCUUGGGUCGCAUGGCCACUAUUUUGAAGCGUCAGGCCUCCAACCUCACGUACCUGGAGCAGGUGCGUCAGCAUCUGUCACGUCUGCCCACCAUCGAUCCCUAUUCGCGCACCAUCAUCAUCUGCGGCUUCCCCAACGUGGGCAAGUCCUCGUUCAUCAACAAGAUCACACGUGCCGAUGUGGAGGUGCAACCGUAUGCCUUUACCACCAAAUCCCUGUAUGUGGGCCACACAGAUUACAAAUACCUGCGCUGGCAGGUGAUUGACACACCCGGCAUCCUGGAUCAUCCGCUGGAGGAGCGUAAUGUGAUUGAGAUGCAGGCCAUUACUGCCUUGGCACAUCUGCGUGCCUGUGUCCUGUACUUCAUGGACAUCUCCGAGCAGUGCGGUCACUCGCUGGAGGAGCAAGUCAAGCUGUUCGAGAGCAUCAAGCCGCUGUUCACCAACAAGCCCCUGAUUCUGGCCAUCAACAAGGUUGAUAUUCUCACACCCGAUGAUCUGCCAGCUGAGCGAAGGGAGAUCAUUACCAAGCUGCAAGAGGAUAAAAAUGUGCCCGUGAUGCUAAUGUCCACAGUGCAGGAGACUGGCGUGAUGGAGGUUAAAACAGAAGCCUGCGAGAGGCUGCUUUCGUACCGCGUUGACCAGAAGAUGCGCACCAAGAAGGUGGACAACAUUUUGAACCGCCUGCACGUGGCCAUGCCAGCGCCGCGCGACGAGAAACUCCGUGCUCCCUGCAUCCCAGAGCAGGCUUUGGCCCGCCUCCAGGAGAAUGCCGACAAGGCGGAACGCAAACGCAAGCUGGAGAAGGAGAUCGAGGAGGAGAUGGGCGAUGAUUACACGCUGGACCUCAAGAAGAACUAUAGCGAGAUACCCGAGGAGGAGCGCUACGAUGUUAUACCCGAGUUCUGGGAGGGUCACAACAUUGCCGACUACAUCGAUGCCGACAUCUUCGAGAAGCUGGAAGAGCUGGAGCGCGAGGAGGGUCUGCGGGAGGAUAGUGGCAUCUACAACGUGCCCGAUAUGUCCAUGGACCAGACACUCAAGGAGAUUCGCGAGAUGGCCAAGCAGAUCCGAGGCAAGCGCUUCGAGCUGCGCGACGAGAAGCGUCUGUCAUCCAGGAAGAACAAACCCGUCAUUCCGCGUCACAAGCAGCCCAAGGUGCGCGACCGUUCUGUCAACAAACUGGUGCAGACAAUGGAGGGUCUGGGUGUGGACAUGUCCGGCAGCGAGACGGCCAACUUCACCAAGUCCGUGGUCGAUUUGCGUCGUGCCCAGGUGGCCGUUGGCUCCAAAAAACUAGCCAAGCAGCCGCUGCUCGACAAGGAGUCCUCUGCGGUGGUAAAGAAGACUGGAAUGCCGCUGAAGCGAGCUCCAUCGCGCGACACACUGGGUAUCAAGAAUCUGGCCAUUCGCAAGAAGGCACAGAUUAUGGCCAAGCGGGACAUUGCCAAGAAGGUUACCAGGAAUACACUCAAGGGAGAGGCGGAUCGCUUCAUUGGCACCAAGAUGCCAAAGCAUUUGUAUUCGGGCAAGCGUGGAACGGGCAAGACGGAUCGCCGUUAAGUUUUGCCGCCUUGGCUGGUUAAGUGAUUCUACCUGGUAUAAUUUAAGCGAUGUAUCUUUAUCCUUCAUAAAUAGCCUUCUUUAAAUACAAAAUUUGUAUUUUUACAAAACAGAAAAACGA